CACUAUGAGACACAUAUGCACUCACUAUUGUUACACUAUGGGAGAGACAAACCCAUGCUAUCAUGACACACACUCACCAUUAUUACACUAUGAGACAGUAUCAUUACAUCAUCAGACGUGAAUGCACACACACAUCCUCCUCAGACACGUACCCGCUGGCGCUGACUGGCUGGAGCCUUUACUACUUUGGACAGGACAUCAGUGGGUGGCAAGUUUUCGACAGAAAUACUUCUCAGUUGGCUUUGGAUGAACUCAUGUUUAACUUGGGGCUUUCUUCCCUUCACUGUAGUAAUUCUAGUUACUCAGAGCAGCUGUUCUGAGUGCCUAGGCCUUCUUGGGUAGCAGGGUGGCACAAAUAUCCUUCUCGGGGCGUUGAAGCAGGUGCUUUCGGCCCAGGUUUUUGCAGACUGUCAUGUUAACACUGCAUCUGAUGCAAACGGAAUACUUAAGGCUGUACAAUUGGAAAUGGAGCGCUAAAGACAGCGCAUGGCAGGCAGUUGCCGCACCCGGUACAUGUCUGUAUGGACCAGGAGCUGGGGGUGCUCGCAGCAUGCUAGAAAACAAACCUGGCUUCCCAGAGUGGCUCUGUAGGAAGGAGAGAGAAGACCCGGCAGAGCAGGGAUUUCCUGGGUUUUCUUUCUUGAAGCGACUAGUUUCGCGCUGCAGCUUGAUGUAACCCUUCCGUCGUCUUGUUCUGCAGAUGAGUCUAAACGUGCAGGUGAUCCCUGUAGCGUCUCCACUGAGGAAGAAACGGCUGGACUUCGAGGAUACCCCUGACUCCGAGCCCUCAAAGCCCAAGCGCCCACGGUUGGGUCCCGUGUCAGGACUCACCCCAUGCCUGCAGCCCCUUGUGCAGUCCCCUUGUGCCGUGGAACAGGACUCCAGGGUCUUGCAGAUUGGACCGUACAUCCUUCUGGAGCCCAGGGAAGGGGGCCACUCCUACAGGGCUGUGCACAGGCACACGGAGGCGGAGUACAGCUGCAAGGUUUAUCCGGCAAGGAGUUACCCAGAGACGAUAGCCCCUUACGGGCACCUCUCGCCCCACCCCAAUGUGGCCCAGGUUGCCGAGGUGAUCCAAGGGGACCAGAACGUCUACGUCUUCUUCCAGCCCGGCGGAGGUGACAUGCACAGCCACGUCCGCCGGUGCAAGCGCCUGCCCGAGAGAGAGGCCGCUGGGCUCUUCCGACAGAUGGCCGAGGCGGUCGCCCACUGCCACGACCACGGGGUCAUCCUCCGAGACCUCAAACUCCGCAAGUUCCUCUUCGUGGACAGGGAGAGCACAAAGCUGGUGCUGGAGAACCUGGAGGACGCCUGUCUUCUGAGCGGCCCGGAUGACUCUCUGUCGGACAAGCACGGCUGCCCGGCGUACGUGGGCCCGGAGAUCCUCAGCUCCAAGAACUCUUACUCAGGGAAGGCGGCUGACGUGUGGAGCCUGGGCGUGGUGCUCUACACCAUGCUGGUGGGGCGAUACCCCUUCCAGGACACACAGCCUGCCAUGCUCUUCAGCAAGAUCCGCCGGGGCGUCUUCUCCAUCCCGGACGGCCUCUCCCCCAAGGCCAGGUGCCUCAUCCGAUGCCUCCUGCGCAAGACCCCGGCUGAGAGACUGACGGCCCGGGAGAUUUUGCUCCACCCCUGGCUAGCGAGCGGUGGUGCUGGCUCCGAGGACUCCUGCACAAACCCCUCUGGGGAGCAGGGGAUGGAGCAAGUUGUGCCAGACACCUGGAGCCAAAAGGACGAGGAGGAGGAGGAGGAGGAAGAUCUGCACAGUUAAGCAUUCAGAGGAUCCCCAAGGAUGCAUUACAAAAGGGGCCCUCCGUGCCCCCAGGGAACCUUAGACUGUCGGAUGCCCCAGGCGAGCUGGGGCUGGUGACUGUUUGUCUAAGGGGGGCUGCUGCUCAGAUCGGGAUAACGCUGUGGCUGUGUCGGCCCCAGCAGGGCCCAGAGCCAGGACUUGCAAACCCAAGUGCCUCAGAGUGGGAGCUGUGGUUGUCCAGGCGCGUGUCUGAAUCCUGCAGAGCGGGAAAGUGCCUUAGCCUCUGACACGGCGAUUCAGGGCGGACGGAACUAAACGGGAGUGAGCCCCGAGCGAGCCCUGGUCUAGGGGGCUCCCACUUACUCGUGCCAAAGAACUUGUUCAAACUCUGAUCACCAGCAGCGCCCUCCCAGAGGGAUGGUGUGUUUCUCAUUCCCAGACAUGGGGCUCCGGAGGCAGGGAGCGGCCAGGGAACCGAGGCAGGCCCUGGCGUCUCCAGGUUCUGCACCAGUCCCUGUGGCCGCGUAGAAGCAGGAUGGGUGCAGAGGGGGCUGAGCUCUGAUACCAGCUUCCUGAAGCGGGGGUGUUGGGGGGGCCCUUUCCCAGAGGGCACAGGACAGCGGGCAUGGGAGGGUGUUUGAGGAGCUCCUUGUCCUUGUCACCUGGGAACUGUGAGCUUUGCUGCAGCCAGGGCAGCGGCUCCGUGGGGCCUGGAGGGUAGAGACGUUAAUGGGCAGA
This is a messenger RNA of Terrapene triunguis (Three-toed box turtle), 2491 nucleotides long. RefSeq names its product tribbles pseudokinase 3 (gene TRIB3). Gene Ontology annotation, molecular function: ATP binding; protein kinase activity; mitogen-activated protein kinase kinase binding. NCBI's taxonomy places the organism in Eukaryota, Metazoa, Chordata, Testudines, Emydidae. Gene Ontology annotation, cellular component: nucleus. The transcript has 3 exons. Bases 701 to 1771 code for a protein of 356 amino acids. The record is from RefSeq and is a predicted model, not a curated record. Gene Ontology annotation, biological process: regulation of MAP kinase activity; protein phosphorylation; positive regulation of proteasomal ubiquitin-dependent protein catabolic process.